Messenger RNA from Anopheles cruzii, 3459 nucleotides. RefSeq names its product vesicular glutamate transporter 3 (gene MFS17). Gene Ontology annotation, biological process: transmembrane transport; monoatomic anion transport. Gene Ontology annotation, cellular component: plasma membrane. The record is from RefSeq and is a predicted model, not a curated record. Gene Ontology annotation, molecular function: transmembrane transporter activity. The coding region runs from base 488 to 2125 and encodes 545 amino acids. Lineage: Eukaryota; Metazoa; Arthropoda; Insecta; Diptera; Culicidae. The transcript has 4 exons.
CAGCGAACUCGUUUACCCCGCCGGUAACGCGACCGAGCUGCUGCUUCUGCAUGGCUACGAUGGCCAUGCUUUCCCGGCCGUGAGCAUCACGGUUGGGGGCUCCAGUUAAUGCCGCUUCACAACGCCGCUGCUUGAAACGCUUCUGGAACGCGGUUGCGCUGGCACAAAUGUGUCCAUCAGCUUACGUUACGCGAGAACUACGACCAUCAAAUUUUAGGAAAAAGCUUCGCCAAACCCCCCAAGAACCUUUGCACUGCGAUCGCACCGAAGAAGAAGCUCCCUUUGCCCAUGGGAUUUGCAUUGCACUAUAAAAAGCGAACCAUCGGCAGCGCCAGCCCAGAGAUAUCAACCGGAACAACGUCCGGAGGCGUCUCUAAACCGGUGCGCGGCAGUUAGGCAUCCCUCUUUCCCUCUGUUUGCGCAAAGCAUCUAUUUGUUCCUCGUGCAUUAUUGACUCGGAGCCUCACGGGGCAACUCGAUCAACACGAUGGAUGAGAACGAAGUUAGUUUUAUGCCAAAACUCCACCCGAAGGUCGGUUGUUAUCGAGCCGUUUGUGAUCGCAUACCGGCCCGGCUGGUGCUUUACUUUCUUUCCUGGUCCGGCUUUCUGGUUUCGUUCGUGAUGCGCAACGACAUCAACUUUGCCCUGGUGGCGAUGGUGCAAGAUCCGACCACCAAUGCGACCGGCGUCGAUCACUGUGCGUCGAGCUCGACGGCAGGGUCGCUGGUGAUGGGCAACCGGUCCGAGGGCUUGUUCUCGAUGGUGAGCGACGCCAGCAAUGACACGCUAACGCCCGAAGAGUUCGCCGAACUCGGAACAGUGUUUCCCGCCGAUGGCGACACCAAGUUCGACUGGGACUCGACGGUGCAGGCCGUCAUCAAGUCGUCCUUCUACUGGUGCUACGUCCUGUCGCAGGUGGUCGGUGGCGUAGCGACGCAGUACUUUGGCACCAAGAACGUGUUCGGUUGGUCCCAGUUCCUGACGGCGGCCUGCAGUCUGCUAAUACCGCAAGCGGCCGACAUACACUACGGCGCGGUCAUCCUGUUGCGCUCGGUGCAGGGCUUCGCCAGUGGGCUGACGUGGCCGGCCAUGUACGCGAUCGUUGGCUACUGGAUACCGCCGAUGGAACGGAGCCGGUUCAUGAGCAGCUUUCAGGGUUUCAGUAUCGGCAUUGGGCUUACGUACCCGUUGUGUGGGUUCAUCAUUGCGCACUUUGGUUGGCGGGAGGUGUUUUACACGACCGGCACGAUCGGGAUGGUGUGGUGCGUGUUCUGGUACCUGCUGGCGUACAACACGCCGCAGGAGCACCCGCGCAUCACCGUCGAGGAACUGGAGUACAUCGAGCUGAACGUCAGCGAGGACAUUAAGAAUGGGCAGGGCAUGCGAGUGCCGUGGCGCCGUAUCUUCACCUCGAUGCCGGUCUGGGCGAUCGGGUUGACGACGUUCGGGCGCAUCUGGGUGCACUACACGUUCAUCAUGUCGGGACCGGAGUAUAUGCAGAAAAUCUUCUGCUUCGACAUCCAGCAGAACGGCCUGCUGUCCGGGGCACCGUUCCUUUGCUCGUACCUCUCCUCGGUGCUGUUCUGCUACAUCGCGGACAUUCUGAUGGACCAUCGGACGCUGACGCUGACGAAUGUGCGCAAACUGUUCACGGCCCUGUCACAGAUCGUGCCGGGCGUGCUGGUGCUGCUGGUCGGCUACCUGGGCUAUCAGAUCGUCACGGUGCUCAUUUUGUGGUUUGUGGCCGUCACCUUCAUUACCGCUUCGUACGCCGGGGCCAUGGCAAAUAUUGUCGAUAUUGCCCCGAACUUGGCCGGCCCCGUACUAGCGUUUGCGCAGACCAUCCACAUGACGGCCUCGUUUCUGCAGCCUCUCGUGACCGGCUUCAUGGUCACGGAUCCGCAAAACAUCAAUCAAUGGUUACACGUGUUCGGGGUGUCGUCGGUGGUGGCCAUUAGCACGUACGUCAUCUAUCAGGUGUUCGGGACGGCCGAAAUUCAGUCGUGGAACUAUCCGGUAGCCGAUCCGGAGGUAACAUCCUCGGACGACUCGGCCGUAAUCGCGAACCAGCCAAUGAUCAAAGUAGAACCGGGCCUACGGCUCGACGAUGAUGAUGAUGAUUAAACCGAAAUGGUGUUUUAUGCGGAGUUCCAGUAAUUAACACAACUACAACAUUCGACGAUUCGUACAACAGAGCGAGGGAGAGAUAAAUUGAAUAAUCGGAUAAAGUGCAUGACGGUGAGGGCAAACCAAUGUAUUGAGCAAGGCAAAGUAUUCCGUAAACGUUCCGUAAACACGUUCUAGGUUCCUUAUGGCUCUUGUGGUAAAUCAAAUUUCGGCCAGCGGCAUUCCAUACACGUUUCUAGAAACGAACACAGUUACUACGGGGCGCACUCUUGAGUGAAUGCAUGUUGGUGGCCGGCCGGGGAAGCCGGCCGGCCUUCGGAAGGGAAGCGGAUGAAUCUGAAUAACCUUAGAACCGCUCUAGCAACCACUAAACAGGAUUUCGAGAUAGAUUUACUAGGAAUUAGAUGGAAGUGGCUUUGACUUUGAGAAGGCAACAUAUUUACCAACACGUCGCAUGAGCACAAGUUCUCGUGGAUGAAUGUUUUGUACAGAUUGGAAAGGACGAGGAAAUUCUCAAAUCAUUUUAAAUCGUUCCAACAAUUCCGCAACCAAAUCCACGACACGACACCGGUGAAAGCGUGUACUCUAAAAUGCUGCGAAUUUGUGAUUUACAUUCAUUAUUAUUAGCAGAUAAAACCCUACAUUGCCAUUGAUUGUUAAUUUUAUUGUUAAGUCGUAGUAAUAGGGAGCAGUUGUUGGCUUACCAGGUGGCGUAGUUUAAGUUGUAGCAAUAAUGCGUGUUGGUUUGAUUUGGCCGGUUGCCAGCGUAAUGCACGAUUUUACUUUUGCUUAUCAUUUAUUCUUACGUGUUUUAAUUAUUACUUCUGUGUGUGGUUGUUUAAUACCUUUCUGUUUAAUUUUUGUUUACUUUUUACAACUGCCCCCAACACUACAAUAUGGAGUAUACUUACUGCGACACCGUUAUCGGGUCGAAAAUCGAUUGACCGCCGUAACAUGAUCGAGAAAUGUGAUUCGGGGGAAGACGACGGUAUCUACUAGUGAUGAAGCACAAGAUUCUUAGUAUAUAUAUUGCAAAAUUAAUCCACAUUCAAUCAUACGCAGCGCCGGCGGUCGGAACGGUAAGAUUGAAAAACUAUGUGCCUGUCGUCUGUCCGAGAAAUGGUGCUAAAGGAAUCGUGCGAACGCGUGAAGCGGCUUGAACAUUGCCGUGGUGCAAUCAGAGUGAGACACGCAGAAUAAGGAGUUAAAGUGUUAAUAAUGUACCCGAAGAGUUCGUAAUUCUGUUAGUGAAACAGGCACACCAUUAUUAGAGUUGAUUGUUAACCACCACACGCCCCAUAAAGACUAUAAUUCUCGGUGUGCUCUAGUAC